CUUCCCGACAUUCUCAUCCAAACAUCUCGCGAGAUUUUGUAGUAUUUCUUGCACGCACGAUCCACGACCGAUACGAACAUCAAAAUGAAAACCUGCAGGCACGUUCUUUUCUCAAUUUCCAAAAUACCCUCAUCCUCCCACCACAACAACCAACUUCCCCGCAUUUAGUAAAGGAUAUUUCCGUCUUUUCCCCUUAAUUAAUUUAUCGCAUUUUAAUCUACAUUUAGAAGCUAUUUAUGUAUAUAUAUACAUAAAUGGUAUGUGUGCAUGCAACCCAUUGCACAGUACAUUCAAGUAGUAAAAACAUGCCUUCCUCAUGUUGGUCAUGGACCCUUGCUCUCUUCCUUAUGUGCUCAAUCAUGACAAUCAAAUCAACAGUGGCAGUCUCCGUGUUUCGGCCUAGCGCAUGGUCCCUGGCCCACGCUACGUUCUACGGCGACGAGACCGCAUCCCAAACCAUGGGGGGAGCUUGUGGAUAUGGAAACUUGUUUAAUAGCGGGUACGGGACCGACACCGUUGCGUUGAGCUCGACACUGUUCAAUGCUGGGUAUGGGUGUGGGACUUGUUAUCAGAUACGAUGCGUACAAUCUAGCGCAUGCUAUGGAGGGUCCCCAUUCACGACCGUGACCGCUACGAACCUUUGCCCACCCAAUUGGUCCGAGGACUCCAAUGCAGGUGGCUGGUGCAACCCCCCACGUAUGCACUUCGAUAUGGCUAAGCCCGCUUUCAUGAAGAUCGCCGAUUGGAAGGCUGGCAUUGUGCCGGUCAUGUAUCGACGGGUCCCAUGCAUCAAGGUAGGUGGGAUUCAGUUCUCAUUCCAAGGAAAUGGGUAUUGGCUGCUGGUGUACGUGAUGAACGUUGGAGGAGGUGGGGACAUAGGGAGCAUUUGGGUGAAGGGAAGCAGAACAGAUUGGAUAAGCAUGUCCCACAACUGGGGUGCAUCAUAUCAGGCAUUUUCAACCCUUGGGGGACAAUCUCUUUCAUUCAAGAUCACCUCUUACACCACCAGAGAGACUAUUAUGGCUUGGGAUGUAGCUCCUGCUAACUGGCAAGUGGGCUUGUCAUACAAGGCUUCUGUUAAUUUUCACUAGAACAUGAAAAGGAAAAUCUCCUUUUGAAGGGCUAUUUCUGUUUUUUCUUAGCCUUUGAGGAUUGUUUGUGUGAGGAAUUUCUUUCUUUUUUUUCUUUUUUUUUUCCCGUCUUUGGUUCUUCAUCUAAUGGAAAUUUGAAUUUUCUACCUGCUAUUGUGGUCUCAGUUGUUGAAAAACUAUGAAAUACGUGAUUGAAUUUACUCUAAUUUCAGCACUCAAAAGCAUUAAUCUAGUAAGGGAAAGAUAUAUGUUAAAUACUAGUAUUGUUAACUACAGAUGGCACACAUUAAAGAGAUCCAAAGCG
Magnolia sinica is the source of this 1395-nucleotide messenger RNA. Its product is annotated as expansin-A7. Gene Ontology annotation, cellular component: extracellular region. The coding region runs from base 255 to 1091 and encodes 278 amino acids. The record is from RefSeq and is a predicted model, not a curated record. NCBI's taxonomy places the organism in Eukaryota, Viridiplantae, Streptophyta, Magnoliopsida, Magnoliales, Magnoliaceae. Gene Ontology annotation, biological process: plant-type cell wall organization. The transcript is spliced from 3 exons.